Molecule: messenger RNA, 921 nt
Organism: Fusarium mangiferae
Lineage: Eukaryota; Fungi; Ascomycota; Sordariomycetes; Hypocreales; Nectriaceae
Exons: 1
Coding region: 1-921 (306 amino acids)
Source: RefSeq, a predicted model, not a curated record
AUGUCACAUAACGUCGUUUUUGUCACCGGUGCUACCGGCUCCCAAGGAUCCGCUGUUGCAAGACGACUCCUUGAGCAUGGUUGGAUCGUACGCGCUACGGCUCGUAACAUGGACUCUCUAGCCGCUAAGAGACUACAAGACCAAGGUGCUGAAGUUAGCCUUGGCGACUGGGACAACGAAGCAGUUCUCAGAGAGGUCCUCAGCGGAUGCACACACGUAUUCAUGAAUCUGGUACCGAAUAUCACAACAUUCACUUCGGAGAUACCCGCAGCGAAACGCAUCAUCGACAUAGCGAAGGCAGCUGGCGUGAAACAUAUGAUCUACUCCAGCGGUAUGGCCAUCAAAGACAUGGAAAAAGACAAAUACCAUGACCCAGAACACCCUGUUGGACGCGCCCAUGGAUGGAAGAAAGAAGUAGAAAAUCUCGUCAAGGACGCUGGAUUCGAGAAGUGGACAAUUCUCCGAGGGGGCUUUUUCAUGUGUAACUUCCUGGCGCCCAAAGUCAAUAUCAUGUGCUCUGGUCUCGUAGCGAGCAACGCAUGGUCAACUGCCUACACCCCACAGGAACAGCUACCAGUCAUGGAUGUCGAUGACCUUGCAAAGUUUGCCGUGGCGGCUUUCCGUGGGCCAGACCGCUUCAAUAGGCAGACCAUCGAGAUUGCAGGUGAGAAACUCUCGCCAGAUGAGAUCAUGCAACAGCUAGGCGAAGCAAGCGGGAAGCCCUUAAAAGCUAUUUAUCUGACGGAUGACGAGAUCGAAGUGAAGAAAAAUGAGGAUAUCUUUGUCGCUGUGCAGUUGAUGUCGAGAGGUUUGGGAGAUAAGGUCGAUAUAGGAGAAGUUGAGGGCUGGGGAAUCCCUUUGACAACCUUCAAAGCGUUUCUUGAGAGGGAACGCUCCUGGGUCGAGAGCACUUUCAAAUAA